AUGAGGAUGUUCAGUUACAGAGACCCGCGCCACCAGCGACUGGUUGUUGUUGCCAAAGACAACGGGCAGCCUGCUCUGUCUGCCACAGUCACCAUCAAGCUGUCCACAGUGGAGACUGCCGUGAAGGCCUACUCUGACAUGACUGAGGUGCCUCUGGAAUACGACAUCUUUUCAGACCUAAACCUGUAUUUGGUCAUCGGUCUGGGCUCGUUAUCUGACAAUGAAACUAUGACGUUAGAGCUGCUGGAUGUGAAUGACAAUGUUCCACAGUUCCCUCAAUCAUUUUAUACUAUACGUGUAACGGAGAAUAACGCACCUGGGGCCUUGCUGAGUUCACUAUCUGCGUUUGACCCUGACCUCCAUGAAAACCAGUAUCUAGUUUAUUUCAUCCUAGAGAAGGAGAUAGCCAACACCUCCAUGUCCAUGCUGUUCUCCAUCAAUCCAGAGAACGGGAACCUUUACGCACUAAAAACUUUUGACUAUGAGAUCGAGAAGGAGUUUCUUUUCCACAUCGAGGCCAGAGACUCUGGCUCUCCUCCACUGAGCAGUAACGUGACCGUGCACAUCAUUAUUGUGGACCAGAACGACAACGCUCCGGUUAUUGUGUCUCCGUGGCGCGCGCACGGCUCUGUGGUGGAGGAAAAGAUCCAAAGAUCCACCGAUAAAGGCUCUCUGGUUGCCAAAGUGAUAGCCUUAGACACCGACUCGGUGCACAACUCUCGGAUCACCUACCAGUUCCUACAGGUGACUGACGCCACCUUGUUCAGUCUGGACCAGUACAACGGAGAGAUCCGGACUAUGAGGAUGUUCAGUUACAGAGAUCCGCGCCACCAGCGACUGGUUGUUGUUGCCAAAGACAACGGGCAGCCUGCUCUGUCUGCCACAGUCACCAUCAAGCUGUCCACAGUGGAGACUGCCGUGAAGGCCUACUCUGACAUGACUGAGGUGCCUCUGGAAUACGACAUCUUUUCAGACCUAAACCUGUAUUUGGUCAUCGGUCUGGGCUCGGUGUCAUUUCUCCUGCUCAUCACCAUAUUGGUCACCAUCGUGCUCAAGUGUCAGAAACCCAAGCCCAGCAAAGCGGCUCCUCCCUGCAGGAACAGUGUGAUCAGUGAGAGGAACUCCACCAUCGCAGAUUCCACUCUGGUCUCCAACGAUGCCUACUGGUACAGUCUGUUUCUAGCGGAGACCAGGAAAGGGAAGCUGGUGGUUAGACAGCCUGUGCCAAAGGGCUCCAGAUACAUCGUGUCCAGUCUACCGAGAGGCACAGGACUGACAGACACUAGCGACUCAGCUGCUUCUACCCUGCAGUGCAGAUCGAAGAAACCGGACAGCUCCGUGGUGUUGAAACGCAACGACGAAAACGUGAUUGCUCAGUUUAUCCACCGAUAA
Messenger RNA from Micropterus dolomieu (smallmouth bass), 1392 nucleotides. Its product is annotated as protocadherin beta-6-like. NCBI's taxonomy places the organism in Eukaryota, Metazoa, Chordata, Actinopteri, Centrarchiformes, Centrarchidae. The coding region runs from base 1 to 1392 and encodes 463 amino acids. Gene Ontology annotation, molecular function: calcium ion binding. Gene Ontology annotation, biological process: homophilic cell-cell adhesion. Gene Ontology annotation, cellular component: plasma membrane. The transcript is spliced from 3 exons. The record is from RefSeq and is a predicted model, not a curated record.